AUGGUCAGAAGUCUGGCCGCUGCCGCCAUCGUGGUGAACGGGCACAAAGGCUCGCUCCUCGUCCAGGGAGAACCCGCCGUCCUUCUCCGCGUAGGCGCUUCGCGUUUCGGCGUCGCGCGCUCCCCUUUUCCUGGCCGUUGCCUAGGAGAUGAGAAGCGGGUGAGCGGCCUCGCGAGGAGGGCUUUCGGAGCGCGCGCGCGGGCGGCGGGAGUCAGCCCGGACGGACAGCCGCGCUGUGAGGCGCGCGCCCCUUCCUUGUCGCGUGCCGAAGGCGUCCCUUCGCCUGCGGUGGGGAUCCGCUUCCUCAGCCUGAACGGGAGUCGCUGCCGAGCGGUGGAAGGACGAGCUCUGCAGUUUGAAAACAGCAAAAGCAGAUGUUCACCAUUGGGAAGUAGAACACUUUAUUUUGAUACCCACGCCUUUGUGUGCCUCUUGGAAGAAAAUGGAUUCACCACUCAGCAAUCUGAGAUCAUUGUGUCUGCUUUAAUGAACAUUAUGAAGAGCAAUAUGGAUAUGAUACACAAAGACAUGGUCACCAAAAUGCAACAGGAAAUUGCUGUUCAGCAGAUAAUGUCUCAUAUUGGUGUUGUAAAAAAGGAUAUGAUUAUUUUGGAAAAGAGUGAAUUUUCAGCACUCCGAGCAGAAAAUGAGGAUGAAACUUCCAAAGUGCGAACAGAUAGCAAGCUAGAUUUCAAUCUAGAAAAAAGCAGAGUAAAAGAAUUGUAUUCACUUAACGAUAGAAAAGUGUUGAAAAUGAGAACAGAAAUAGUGGAAUUGCAUGCCCAGCAAGAUCGAGCUUUAACACAGACUUAUAGGAAAAUAGAUACUGAAGUUGCAGGUCUGAAAACAAUGCUUGAAUCACACAAACUUGACAACAUCAAAUAUUUAGCUGGUUCAGUAUUUACGUGCCUUACAGUAGCACUCGGAUUUUACCGUUUAUGGAUAUAAUGAAACAUUAUUUUCAAGGAUUGUAUUAGCUUGCCGUAAGAAAUAACAUGUUAUUUCCAUCUGAAAUAAUUUAUUUGUUGCACUGAAGAAUGUAAUCAAAGAAUUACAUAUGGGCUCCUAAAAACUGUAUGGGUAUCAAAAUAUUGAAAGAAACCUUGCCUGUGUUAUGGGCAUCCAUAUUUUGCACAGAAUAUCUCCACUCAGAACUGAAUGUUUAUAUGUCUCCAGGAUAUUAUGAUUCUAAAAAGGUAGCUUUUAGAAUACCUACUUCAUGUAUCAAAUGCAAGUUUUAAGUUAGAAGAUUAGUGGUAUAACAACAAGCAUUAAUACUAAGUGAGAGGAGAUAAAAUAAUCCAAUUGCCUUUAUUUAUCAUGUUUCUUCAGAACUAGAAAUUCUUGAAUUAUGUCAUGGUUUACUUCCUUUGUAUUGAUAAACAGGAUUCUAAAGAUUUCUUGUUGAUGUAUUUAAUGGAUGUUUCCAUUGUCAUCUAUUGUUAAUAAAUCUCUGUCCAACUAAA
Molecule: messenger RNA, 1466 nt
Organism: Protobothrops mucrosquamatus (brown spotted pit viper)
Lineage: Eukaryota; Metazoa; Chordata; Lepidosauria; Squamata; Viperidae
Gene: MCUR1
Product: mitochondrial calcium uniporter regulator 1
Biological process (GO): positive regulation of mitochondrial calcium ion concentration; calcium import into the mitochondrion
Cellular component (GO): mitochondrion; mitochondrial inner membrane
Source: RefSeq, a predicted model, not a curated record